CUGCCGCCCUUGACUAAGGUAUACAACAUGAUGGUGCAGGAAGAAAGACUGUGGAACAUGACCCGUGGGCGAGAAGAAAACCAUGAUGCCAUGGCGCUUGCUGCACGCACCGGCAUUACUCCUAGGAAGGAGGAACGAAUGAAGUGCUCAUAUUGUCAGAAACCUGGACAUGAUUAUGAUAACUUUUUCAGGAGAACCGGGAAUUACCCGGACUGGUGGCAUGAGAAUCCGGGUCGUGCGCGAGGAGGAAAAGGACGUGGAGGCCCCAAUCGCGAAGGGACUGGACAUGGAGGCUUAGGCAGAGGUUAUGGACGAGGAAUUGCUCAUGCCAUGCAUAUGGGCGAGGUCCAGGGAGAUGCUGCACCUGCACAAGGAACGAAGGAAACAACCAUGCAUGCACCAGGAUUCUCAAACGAACAGUGGCAGACUUUUCUCAAAAUAAUGGAAAGUUGUAAGAAUUCCUCCUCCUCAGGGGAAAAACUUUCAGGACCUACCUACGAGGAUGCCGAUUGGAGUGGGUGAACGACGAGGGGGAGUUUAUUUUUUC
Messenger RNA from Cuscuta epithymum, 547 nucleotides. NCBI's taxonomy places the organism in Eukaryota, Viridiplantae, Streptophyta, Magnoliopsida, Solanales, Convolvulaceae. The record is from the annotation of a GenBank genome assembly.